AAUCAUUGGCAAUAAACACAAAGCAAUAAUACAAGAUGAACGAUCUCACCUGCCUGAAGUCCCUCCGGACGGUGCUGCGGGACCUCGACGUGUACGAUGUGCUGCAAGACUUUAUACACCACCGCGUGUUCAAUAAUGAGGAAUGCAUUGAGAUUACAAACGAGCCGGAUGAAACAUAUAGACUGGAUCUGAUGUUUAUGACGCUGGAGGUGAAGCAACAAAGCGACCCGCAGAUAGUGUCCCGUUUUAUGGACGCGCUGCGCAACUACUACGACUGGAUCGUGGAAAAGUGGGAACUGUACCGUAAUACGGUCCCGAAAGAGUACAACCAGUAUCUGUCGUACAGGAAUGAGUCAUUCAUGCCGUCGCAGGCAUCGAUCAGCGUGUAUCGAAAGAAUCUCCGAUGGACCAUGCACAAGCACCUGAUGUCACUGCGUCACGGUGCAUCGGAACAUCGGUAUCUGUUCAUCUACGGCAAAAUUGGAACCGGCAAGCAGACGCUCGUGUGUCAGGCGUGCGAAGAUUUGACCGUAGUGAUGCGCAUGAACUACAAAAUCUUCUACCUAGAUCUGGCGUACUGUAACACCAAGGAGGCCACAUUGGAAAUGUUGGAAAAGCUGCGUGUACAGUUGGGCGAUGCCGUAAAGCAGGAAGAGCGCAGCAACAAUUACAGCUAUCCGUCGAACAAAAUCGACUACUGGAAGCGCACCUUUACCCAGGCGUUCGAGAAGGAACUGUCGGAAAGUUUGCUAGUGCUCGCGCACGUCCGUAGUGCCGAGUUGAUUAAAGAUUUCGAUUUCAAGUGUAAAACUGUGGUCAUCACAAGCAACAAGGAUGUCGUGCACGAGGUAGGCGAACCGGAACGUUUCGUCGUGGAAUUGCCGCAAGGUUUCACGGAGGAGGAAGGGCUGGAGCUGUUUGCGCGUGCACUGAAGAAGAAAAGCACUAUGCUACCGCCGGAAGCAACAGAAUUGUGUCGCGCCUGUCAGGGCAAUCCGUUUCUGAUCAACCUGAUCGCGCUACGGAUGAGUGAGGAGUGCAAGAAUGAGGUGCCGAUCAACUGGAAGCAACACAUCGACAAUCUGCAGAAUUUUAGCAUUGGAAAGUCGGAGCGGGUUUCGAGAACGAUCGCUUCGACGCUGGAGCAGUUCUCCGAGGAGGAGCAGCAGUGUUUCCAUGAUCUGGUGAUCUUCCGGGACAACGUGCCACUAUCGCCUCGUGUGCUGGAGAUGUACUGGGGGAAGGAUAAGGAGACGACCGAAUGUUUCCUGUCGAAGCUGGAACGGCGAGGACUGCUGGAGAAGCGGGUCUGUAAGAAUAAGAUGUUUUAUAUGAUGCAAUACAUUUGUUAUAACGAUAUCAUGCAUCCACCGGGGUCUGAUAUGACCAUACUUCAUCGUCGACUGCUAAAAAACUAUAGCAUCCGUGAGAAUCUCACCAACCGCCGGGAGCUAGAACUGACCAAUGAGUUCCCUAAUGAUGAUUACUUUCACUUCUACAUCGGGUACCACAUAGAUAAGGCAGGGGAAAACGAUCUCUUUCCCGAGCUGUAUCAAGACUUUGGCUUUCUCGAGCAAAAAUUGCGUAUUGCUGGGCUUGCCAAUACGGUGGGCGAUUUGCGCAAAUAUCAAGACAAAAUUUUCCCAUACGUAGAGGACAAGGAAGCCAUCAUUGACACGCUGAUCGAUUUUCUGAUGGUGGCGGAGUGCUUACUGUCGGAAGAUUCGCGCCUGCUGCAAAGGGCAUUAAAUUUUCCCGGUGCAAUUGGGGACAUGGCGAAGGUGCAGGUGGAAAAGUUUAAGAACCGGCUCUGGUUCUGUGAUGUGUCUCACGGAUUCGAGUCAUCCGUCAUUAGGCUAUGCCACCGUCCGGAUAAGGUGCGCCUGCAAGAUUCGAACCACGUGUUUGUCUCGCUGGCAAACAAUGAUAUCCAGCUGUGGAACCUUUCCGUCGAGUACGAUGUUCCGCCGAUGACGUUCAAGGGUUGCCAUGGCGAUCAGAUUAAAGAUAUGCAGAAAACCGAUCAGUUUUUGGUGGCACUCAAUUGGCGUGGGCUGAUCAAGGUUUGGUCAACGAAAAAUCCACCCGAUCGGCCCGAUUAUCGGAUGCGCGACGCAACACCACGGGAAGCAGAAAUGACCCUCUCGAUUAAGAGUGGAUUCAGUUGCUUCUGUGUGCUGAAGCAGAGCAAACACACGGAACUGAUCGCGAUCAGUCAGUCGGGGUUGCUGUGCGUGUACAAGGUGUACACGACCGUGUUCCGGACGGAAAAGCCCGACAUUAAGCACCAAACGGACAUACAGAAUUCGUACAUUUUGCUACCGUUAAGAGAUUUCCGUUAUCCGGAGGGUACUGCCGCGAUCAGACGCUGUCUGUUUUUGGUCGUGGUGGGUGAAGUUCCAAUGGGGAUCGUGUUCAACAUGAUGUCCACGAGUAUUGAGUCGCGAUUUGUCGAGCCGGUGGCACUGAACGUACAUCAGCUGCCGGAAGGAUUUCUGUUCGUUAACGCCAAACAGGUGCGCUUGAGGCCUCUGCGACCGUAUGGGCUGGAUGAGGCAAGAGUUGUGUAUGAGGGAAGAAAUAGCAUCAACACGUGCAGUGUGGUGACGGAGGAUAAGCGAUUCGUGGUGCUCGGUACGCAGCGAGGCAUUUCCAUCAUCAACAUCAGCGAGGGAGUUGAGGUACGGCGCAUGAACAACAGUCACUCGAUCGUCGAUUUGGAUGUGUUGAUGAUGGAGGAAAGCAUGUCGCAUGUUCUGUUGGCGUCCAUCUCGAAGGAUGGCGAAAAUGCGAUGAAUCUGUACAGUCUAUCGCUUGACACCACUAACCAGUAUCAACUGGAAGGUGCAACCGUGUUUCUUGCCAGUCUGGAUAAAGACCCGGUCCUGCUCAAUACCGUCGAUCGGCGUUGCCGGCUGCAACAGACCCUGCUGCACGAUAAUGACUGGGGUGUGUCGCACGAAAAAACGUUCACCAAUGAACAGAUUGACGCACCCGUACUGUGUUUGAUCGAAACUCCUUCCUCGUAUUAUUUUGGACUUGAGAAUGGAAAGCUGCUCAAGCUGUCCGAAUGGCGCAGUAACGCUACGAUGGAGAGUGUGGUCGAUCUCGGUACCGAGGUAACCUAUCUGGAUCAUUUCCAACGCACAACCGAUCUGGGAAGUUCCGAAGUUUUGGUGAUAGCAGGCAAAAAUAUCUGCAAAGUGUACGUUAACGAAGGCGAAGAACUCGAACUGGGCGAUACGAUACGCAAGUCUUACUUGCUUUACGAUCGCUUCCUACUGUUGGUCGGUGAUCGGUGUUCGAUACAGAUUUAUGAUUUGGAAACGAAAUCGAUGGAAUUAAUACAAAAGGAGAUGGAACGGUUGUACGGUGCAUCGGCUUACCAGCAGCUGCCACGCUCCGCACUGAUACUGUGCACCGCCGAUGGGAUCGUUUACCAUCUAGGCCUGCACCAGACAGCAAUCGAAACGUUCGAUUUGGCACCGUUCGAUGAGCUGCUAACAGUGAAACCGGCCCAAAGCAAACUUACUUCGUCCGUCAGCAGUACCAACGUGAUCUGCGCCUGUGCCUUAUCGGCGGACGGAGAGUUUCUGGCCGUCGGGUGCUACGAUGGCCGUAUCAUUCUUCACCAGAUGGAUCUCAACCGGCAGCUGGGUGUUUUGGAAUCGCAUCAGUUUCCGGUGGCGGAGCUGUACUUUAGCAGCUGGAGUGAACCGGGCGCACCGCACAUACUGGUGAGCGUUGGCGAUCAGAUCGUGUUCUGGAGUGUGGACUAUCUGUACAACAAUCAACCACGCAAGAGCGUAUCAAGUAUACGGCUUUCGGGACGCUUCACCACGCGAAAAACGGCAAUGGUCGAUUCCGUAAUGGCGUCCAAUGAUAAUCGCCGUUCGUACGGUAGCAAUCAUUCGGGCUUUUCGACACCGGUCAUGGGCAGUCCGGUGCAGAAAAAUUUCCUCAUCGAGCGGUUUGAAGAAUCGGCCCACUGGUUCGAUAAGCGUGGCGCAUCCAGUAAACCGCAUCUGCUCUCCUGCAUCAAGCUGAUCGGACGGGCAAAGCGGUUGAUCAUGAAUCGAGAGUUUAACAAAUUUCUAACCAUGGACGAUGAGGGCUAUAUCCAUUACUUGCGAUUUUAUCGCCCUUCGCCGACCCAGCUACUGUUUCCACCGCCUCCGACGUUUGCGAUGCGACCGUCCAUUUCGCCGACGGUGCCCGGUGAAACAAUGACCACCAACAAUACCGUCCAUUUUAUAUGA
Molecule: messenger RNA, 4259 nt
Organism: Anopheles maculipalpis
Lineage: Eukaryota; Metazoa; Arthropoda; Insecta; Diptera; Culicidae
Gene: Dark
Exons: 5
Coding region: 36-4259 (1407 amino acids)
Molecular function (GO): ADP binding; protein binding
Source: RefSeq, a predicted model, not a curated record